This is a messenger RNA of Nicotiana tabacum (common tobacco), 1236 nucleotides long. NCBI's taxonomy places the organism in Eukaryota, Viridiplantae, Streptophyta, Magnoliopsida, Solanales, Solanaceae. The record is from RefSeq and is a predicted model, not a curated record.
AUGACUGGUUCACUUAAACCUCAUAUCCUUCCAUCUAUAUCUGCUUGUAUUUCCUCUUCCUUGUCUGAACCAACUUCUUAUGCUCAAGCUAUUAAGGAUCUACGCUGGCAACGUGCAAUGAGUGAUGAGUAUAAUGCUCUUAUUCAAAAUAACACUUGGAAAUUAGUUCCUCCUCCCCCAGAUGCAAAUAUCAUCGGGUUGGACUACAACCAAACAUUUGCUCCUGUGAUCAAAUUGAGUACAGUUCGUCUUAAUGAUGAUGAAAUCAUAGUUCUAUUAAUUUAUAUGGAUGACAUUGUUGUAUUUGGAUCCUCUAAGAAUCUCAAUCAUCAAUUUGUCUCUUCCAUGCACUCUGAGUUUUCCAUGAAGGAUUUGGGUCCUUUGAGAUAUUUUCUUGGUGUGGAAUUAGUCCCGAAUUCAGAUGGUCUUUUGUUGUUACAGUGUAAGUAUAUCAAUGAUAUCCUAACACGCUUUGAUUUAGCCCAAACAAAGCCUGUUCUUACCCUUCUUCAUAGCAAGAUGGGCUGGAAUUCUGUUGAGAGUCAAUUGCUUGAUGAUGUUUCUAUUUUUCGACAAAUGGUUGGUAGCCUUCAAUACUUAUCUUUUACAAGGCUAGAUAUCCAAUUUGCAGUUAACUUUGCUUCACAAUUUCUUUACAAGCCUCGCCAGAUUCAUCUACAAGCAGUCAAGUGCAUCUUUCGCUAUCUCAAGGGCACUAUUAGAAAUGGACUACAACUUUAUGCUCGUUCUCCUUUGUCGCUUACUAUAUAUUCCGACUCUGAUUGGGCUGGAUGCACAACUACUAGGCGAUCAACCUCUGGUUUCUAUAUUUUCCUUGGAGAUAACUUAAUCUCUUGGGCAGCAAAGAAGCAACAUACUGUGGCUAGAUCAAGUACUGAAGCUGAGUAUAGAGCUCCAGCUACAGCAACAGUGGAGGCUACUUGGUUGCAGUUUCUUCUUCGUGAUCUAGUCAUUUUUCUUAAAACUCCUAUGAUAGCUAAGUGUGAUAACAUUGGUGCUAUAUAUUUAACUCAUAAUCUUGUCUAUCAUUCUCGUUCUAAGCAUGUGGCUUUGGAUUAUCAUUUUAUUCAUGAAAAAGUGAAACAAGGCAAUCUCAUUGUUUCUCAUGUUCACACAUCUCAGCAAUUGGCAGACUUGUUCACCAAAGUACUUUCUUCUACAAGGUUUCAGGAUCUUCUCAACAAUCUUCAUGUUCGUUCCUCCCCUUUUGAUUGA